Messenger RNA from Triticum dicoccoides, 2514 nucleotides. RefSeq names its product sulfhydryl oxidase 1-like. Gene Ontology annotation, cellular component: Golgi membrane. Gene Ontology annotation, molecular function: protein disulfide isomerase activity; flavin-dependent sulfhydryl oxidase activity. Gene Ontology annotation, biological process: protein folding. The record is from RefSeq and is a predicted model, not a curated record. The transcript is spliced from 4 exons. NCBI's taxonomy places the organism in Eukaryota, Viridiplantae, Streptophyta, Magnoliopsida, Poales, Poaceae. The coding region runs from base 2073 to 2408 and encodes 111 amino acids.
AACAAAAUGUUUAAGCCUAAGCACAUAUUGUCUUGGAAUUUGUGUACUGGUUCAAUUUGAUUAGAAAGAAUUAACAUACUUGGUAGAUAAUUACGCAUAUUGACACAUGGUGUGUACAAAUCUCAAUUUCAUUUAGUUCUAUAUACAACAUAAACAAUAUAGUUUUGUUUUCUCAACAAUAAAGUAACAUAUAUUUACUCAAAAAUAUACUCCCUCUGUCCCAUAAUAUAAGAGCGUUUUUGACACUAGCGUAAUGUCAAAAACGCUCUUAUAUUAUGAGACGGAGGGAGUACUUACCAACUAAAAAUCACCUGAAAUAUACAUAUGCACAAAUAUAGAAGAAAAUCCAACAAGAAAAAAAAUCAACUAAUCAACAAGAACAAAAACUGGAACCAGAAACAUUAGAAGCAGCGAGAAAACUAAAACAAAAAAAGUUCUAAGACAGAAUGAAUUAAGAACAUUUUAUAUUAACCUAAACAAAGAAAGAAAAUGAAGAAAUAAAAGUAAUUCGGUAAAUUACAAGAAAAAAAACUCAUUUUAAUUUCUUAACACAAAAUGAAAUAGUGUCACACCACUUCAACAUCAAAACACACGCAUAUGCAAAUAUAGGAGAACACCUGACAACCAAAAUAUCGAAUAGGCGAAAACAAUUAGAGCCAGAGACAUUAGCACAAGCAAGAACACGGAAACAUAAACUAAAACAGAUGUUAUUCUAAAAUAGAAUGAAUUAACGGCAUGAGUAUUACCCAAAAGAAGAAAUAAAUUGAGUAACGAAUUUUGAAGUAAACAAUGGUUAAAAUUACACAUAUAUUUCAUAGAACUUGCACUGGUUUGCAAUAUUCAACGCCAAUUAUAUAGUUGUGUAACCUUUAGACAACAACAUAAUAUUACGCAUAGAUUGCAUAGAAAUCGCAUUACAUAAUUUGCAUGUCCAUGUACAGUUAGUGUUCAAGCAAUAAAAUAAUAAAGUUGAAGAUUAAUCGUCGCUAGACACGUCGAAAAUAAAUUGCAUCUCAUGGCGGUGGUGUAAUAUCGCUGGAUGAACUACCGGUUGGCCUCGACGUAGGCCUCAUCCUGGAUGGACUCAAGGAUGACAGUAUGCUCCGCCAUCUCCAUCGCUUGGGCGGCCUCGUACUCCGCCCCCGCCUCCGCCAUGGCGAAGCCCGCAGCUGGCAGGGCCUCCUCCUCCUCCGGCACCUCCUCCUUCUCAACGGGUUUCCCCUCCUCCUCCUCUUCAUCCUUUGAUGGCUCCGGAGGAAGGCCGGCGGCGAAACGAGCAGCCCGCCUCGCCUAGAUCUACUCUAGCAGUUGCACCCUUCGCUCCGGAGUGAGCAUGGUGUAUGUGGUAAUUCGGCGUCUUGGCAUCGCAAGUGGCGGAUGAAAAUGAAAGUGCCAACGACAGUGAGGAGAAAGGAAAAGAAAUGGGUCGAUUUAGGGUUCUGAUGUCUUCGUCCAGCUUAAAUAGCCGGCUUCCUCCCUCACAACACGCUCGAGCGGUGCCACGCGACGCGGAUUGUUGGAGGCGCCCGUCGGACCAGCGGUCUCUCCGCAUCCCCACAUGUGUCCUAUCCGUCGGUGCUACAUGGCAGGCAUGCCCGGGCGCGUUCAGGGUGCAGGUCAAUCCGGACGUUUGGCCCGGCUAUGGGAGCCCGGUUGGGUGACCAAAACUCGUCUGGACACUGACUAGACAACCCUUCCGGACGUUUGAAGUGGGUACGGGGAUCCGGUUGUAGAUGCCCUAAUCCUACAAGGCCGUGAGGAAGAUAGCCCUUUUUUGGAGGGUUCGGGUUUGCCAAAAAGAACACACACAUGAUGUUAGAGAAGAAAAAAAAUAGAAACAAACAUGCAGAAGACACGCGUCGCACGGAAGAGGCGAGCCACGGUCCGCCGGCUGAAACGAACGUUUCCCAAAGUCGAAAACCCCAGGCGGAGGCGGAGGCGGAGGCGGAGGCUACAAAGUGUAGUCCUACUGGUCUGACUAAUGACUGAAUCCCAGCACGAGAGCUUCGCGGGUAUCUGAAACGGAACAACGGAACGCCACCGCGCCGGAGAUAUCCAGCCCCCGCCGAUCCAUGGCUCCCGCGGUGGCGCGGCUCCUCUUCCUCACCCUCGCCGUCGCCUCCUCCCUCGCCGUGGGCGCGGACGCCCUCCGGUCGCUGGGCGUCGGCGACGGGGCCACCGCGCAGGGGGACUACGCCGUGGAGCUCGACGCCACCACCUUCGACGCCUUCCUCACGGCAUCGCGGGAGUCCUUCGCCGUCGUCGAGUUCUUCGCCCACUGGUGUCCAGCUUGCAGAAACUACAAGCCUCAUUAUGAGAAGGUUGCGAAACUUUUCAAUGGUCCAGAUGCUGCACAUCCUGGGAGAAUACUAAUGGCUAGGAUUGAUUGUGCAUCAAAGCACAGGUGAACAUAGAUCUUUGCAAUAGAUUUUCUGUUGACCAUUAUCCUUUCCUACUUUGGGGCCCCCCACCAAAAUUUGCUAACACUAAGUGGGACCGGAAGCAAGAGAAAAG